GCCCCUCCUCCCUGGACGGGCCCCUCCCUGGGCGGCGCUCCCCCGGCGCUCCCCCAUGGCCGCAGCCUUUUUGGCCGCCAGGGGCCCAUCGUCGCGGGGGAUCGGCCUCGGCGGCUGGCCGCAGAGACUGCCCGCCCCCAGCCAUGGCGGGCGCGGCCACGGCGAAGCGCGUGGCCCUGGCUCUGCUCGGCGGGGCGGCCGCCGCGCUCGCCCAGGGCGUCGACCCGCUGGCCUUCGGCUGCGGCGACGGGCCCCACGCCGAGGCGUGGGGCUCCGCCAAGCGGCAGAUGCGCGGCAUUUUUGAGAACCCGAGCGCGGGGUUGGCGCCGACGAGCAAGCAGAUGCUGCGCGACGCCCUGGAGUCCGUGCAGGCAGGGCUCAAGAGCAGCUCCGCCCUCAGCGCCGAGGCCGCCGGGGAGUGCGGCCUUGGCAGGCUGUCCAUCCAGCUCCUGGGCGUCGCCACGCUGAACCCCGAGGAGCUGAUCCAGAUCUUCUCCAGGUCGGAGCAGCUCGCGUCUCCCGUGCUCACGGCCCUCCUGGACCUGCCCUGGCUGGCGGUGGCACAGUCCGGGUGGCCCGUGUACGCGCUCCUCGGCGAGAUCAACCUCCAGCGUCGGGAGGCGGGCAUCACAAACAUCGACGAGGUCGACGGGCUGGACCAGCCCCUCGGGCAGGCAUUCUACAGCGAGCUCACCCAGGCGAUCAUCCAGGGGGACGGCGCCGCGAUCGGGCGCAUCACCAACAUGUUCUUGAGCAUCGACGGCGCACAGCAGAACGCGUUCGCCUGGCUGACGGCCCUGGUCGCCGGCGGAGCCAGCGCCGAGGCGAAGGUGCGGGUUGAGAUCUUGGACACCACGCAGACCAGCCUGAAGCAGAUCCUCACCGGCGCCGUCGGGCUCGACAUCGCGGUGGGCACGCAGUGGCCGUUCUGGGGGCUCCUGCACAUGGCCGCGGACGUCUUCAUGAUGCAGUGACCGCGGUCCUCCUCCUCCUCCUCCUCCUCCUCCUCCUCCUGCUCCUCCCGAAUCCUCCUCCUUCGAAACGAUGGGGUUUCUUCUUCUCCUCCUCUUCUUCCUCCUCCUCCGCGUCGCUGCCAGGAGGGGGUCGUCGGAGGAGGGAGGGGGAGCAUCGCCCGAACUGUUUGAAGGCCUGGGCGCCCGGUGGCCCGCGUUUCUGGCCGCCAAGGGAGCGCCCGGCCGCGUCUCGCCAGCGAUGCCCGUCGGACGUCCCGAGCAGCAGCGGUGCCGCGAUGUUUUCUGGACGCCAGGCGCUCCAUCCUGUAUCCUCAUCCUCCAGGGGGGCGGGGCGGGGGCUGCCGCGGUGCCCGGCGCCCCACCGCGCAAGAUCCCCCCGGGACAGGCUGCCUCGUCGGAGGGCGGGCCUCGGGCGAGGCAGGCGGCACGAAAGCGAGGCUCGCGGCGGGCACGGCCGCGUCGGGCGAGGCCUCGCGGGAAAACGCCCUGCGCGCCGCGUCGCUGCCGCGAGGGGGUCGUCGGAGGAGGGAGUCACCCGCGCGCAGAGGGGGGCACAGUCGGACCG
Messenger RNA from Prorocentrum cordatum, 1539 nucleotides. The record is from the annotation of a GenBank genome assembly. NCBI's taxonomy places the organism in Eukaryota, Dinophyceae, Prorocentrales, Prorocentraceae.